AUGCCGAAGAGAACAACACACACGUAUUCGAGCGAGGACGCAGCUCCAGAUGGACCUGACUCUGAUAUCUUCGUCUACUACUGCAAGCACUGUGGAUCUCACCUACUCAUAACUGAUACCCAGUUGCAGAAAAUGCCCAAAAGGAAGACUGACAAAGCUUAUGUGUUGGACAAGAGCAAACAUCUUGCAAGGCUUAACAUUGCUGAGGCUGGAAAAGUUGUAUUGAAAAGGGGUGAGGGGAAAAUGGAGAAGCAAUUUCGUAUGAACUGUGUGGGUUGUGGACUCUUUGUUUUCUAUCGCUCGGAAGAAGAUUUGGAAGGUGCGUCUUUCAUUUAUGUUGUUGAUGGUGCUCUAAGCACGGUUGCUGCUGAAACCAACCCACAGGAUGCUCCUGUGCCACCCUGCAUUUCAAACCUAGACGGGGGACUCGUUCAAGUGGCUAUAGAAGUGGAAGACCGUGCACAACGGUCAGCAAUCACAAGAGUGAAUGCUGAUGAUGUUAGAGUUACUGUGGCUGCACCUGCAGCUCGGGGAGAAGCAAACAAUGAACUCUUGGAGUUCAUGGGCAAAGUGUUGGGUCUGAGACUAAGCCAGAUGACUCUUCAGAGAGGGUGGAAUAAUAAAUCAAAACUCCUUGUGGUGGAGGAUUUGUCUGCUAGGCAAGUAUAUGAGAAACUUCUGGAGGCUGUUCAACCUUGA
Messenger RNA from Prunus armeniaca (apricot), 699 nucleotides. The record is from the annotation of a GenBank genome assembly. Lineage: Eukaryota; Viridiplantae; Streptophyta; Magnoliopsida; Rosales; Rosaceae.